AUGGUUCGAAAAGGCAGAGGCGACUUUCCUGUAAAGAAGCCAAAUAGACCAUCACCAGUUGCAAAUGUCGGCAAGAUAGGUUCACUCAUGAGAUAUCCUGAUCGAGAUUAUGCAAAUUCAAUAUUACAUGACGCGGUCAAACAACUAGCCCCACUUAUCCACGAAUACAACUUCAAAAUAGGACUACUAUGUGAGAUGUUUCCAAAAAGUGAAAAUCUACUAGGGCUUAAUGUCAACAAAGGACAAAAAAUCAUGCUACGAUUAAGGUACCACCACAACGAGAGACUGUUUUUGCCAAUGAGUGACAUAAUUGGAACAUUCUUGCAUGAGCUAACACAUAAUAUACACGGAAAGCACGAUAAGGACUUCUACGAUUAUCUAUCAAAGUUAGAGAAAAGGUUUGACGAGAUGAGGUACGGAAAUGUGCGUUCGAACUAUAGAUGUGAAGAGAAUAGACUCGGGUUGGGAAGACUACAGGCUGGUGUUGUUGAUGUAAGGGCCAAAAGAAUUGCCACAUUGACUAAGGCUGGAUUUAAAGCGGAGACAAAGAUUUUGGGGCUGGCUUCAAAGAUCGAUAAGCCAAGCAGCCCUCGCGAAGCCAUGUUGGCAGCAGCACUUCAGCGUUUGGAGGACUCAAAGCGCUGCCAUUCAGAUCGUAAUCAACAAAGCGAGGCUCCCGAUGAAAAGGAGUUGGAAAUUGUGGAGCUAGAUGACGAUUUUGAGUCAGGUAGUGACUCUGACGUGGAGGUUAUUUAUGCUGAUGGUAAAGAAGAGAAAGAAGACGGUGAUUCGAACGAUGUUAUUAUAAUUGAUUAG
Messenger RNA from Lodderomyces margitis, 816 nucleotides. Its product is annotated as metalloendopeptidase. The record is from RefSeq and is a predicted model, not a curated record. The transcript has a single exon. Bases 1 to 816 code for a protein of 271 amino acids. NCBI's taxonomy places the organism in Eukaryota, Fungi, Ascomycota, Pichiomycetes, Serinales, Debaryomycetaceae.